AUGUUCAAGUUGUCGUUUCCAAUCUCCGCUGAUAGUCGGUGGUGCUAUCUUGGGCGUGGGAAGGAGCGCCCUCGCAAGGAGCAGGUGCGAAACAGAAAGGCGGGGGUCAAGGGUCUCACAUGCUGCAUGCAAGAAAGAGAGACGCACAGGACACUCAACCACGCGACAAGUGACCAGUUCACCGGUGGGGGUCAUGGCCCUCCCGUCCUGGCCGCUGCGAUGCUUUGCGAAGAUGCGCAAAACUCGCUCGCUGGCCUAGACGCAGACCAGGACUGCAAUGCUGCGCACUUGUCCUCCGACUAA
This is a messenger RNA of Pyrenophora tritici-repentis Pt-1C-BFP, 303 nucleotides long. RefSeq lists its product as uncharacterized. The record is from RefSeq and is a predicted model, not a curated record. Lineage: Eukaryota; Fungi; Ascomycota; Dothideomycetes; Pleosporales; Pleosporaceae.